UUCUUACACAUGUUUUGGAAUUCUUUUUUUUAAUUAUAAAUCUCAUGUGACAUAAAUAACCAGACACAUUAGUUAAUUGAAUGACACUACUCAAAAUUUUUGUUUCUGGCACACACUAAAAUUUAAGUUACACAUUUUUUUCAAGAGCCCUGGGCAAAAUUUCAAGUAAUGAUGUCCAAAAUGGGCCUAAAAUUCCUAAGGUUCAAGCCCAUGACCGCCAUUCGCCGUUGGCAAAAUACAGAUGCGUACUGCGGUGAGGGUAAUACAAAGAAAGGUCUUGUCCUUGGUGUAUAUGAAGGAUGCAAAGCCGGAGAAUACAAAUUCACACCAACAGGAUCAAAAUUUGAUGAGGAAGUGGGUGGAAAGGUUUCUGAACUUGUGAAAGGGACUGACAUGUCCGUUGGGAAGACCAGAGUGUUCCACAAUCUUGGUAGUGAAUUCUAUGCUGUAGCUUUGGCUGGAUUGGGGCAAGAGGGCCUCUCUUAUAAUGAAAAUGAAACAUUGGAUGAAUGCAAAGAAAACAUCCGUAUUGCAGCAGGUCUUGGCUCGAUGGCCCUUAAUAAAAAUGGAGUGGCUAAAAUAUUUGUAGAAGGAUUCACAAAUACCGAGGCCGCUGCUGAGGGUUCAACAUUAGCAGUCUGGAAAUAUCAGGAGUUAAAACAUUCUGAAAAUCGAUCACAGGAAUCAACUGUCGAUCUUUAUGAUGAUCCUGAUGUGGAAAGCUGGGCAAGAGGUAAAAUAAAAUCAGAAUCACAGAAUAUAGCGCGUAAGCUUGAGGAGACACCUGCAAAUAUAAUGACACCAAUGAAAUUUGCGCAGUCUGCUAUUGAAAUUUUAUGCCCCUGUGGAGUUCAAGUUGAUAUCAGAGAUAGAGAUUGGAUCAUGGAAAAAGGAAUGACUGCUUUCCUUGCAAUGGCUAGAAGUUCUUGCGAUCCGCCUUUAUUUCUUGAAAUAUCUUACUGUGGAGGUAGUGAAGAGGAUAAACCAGUAGUACUUGUUGGCAAGGGAGUCACCUUCGACAGUGGCGGUUUGUGCCUUCACCCAUGCAGACUUAUGAAUGAAUACAAAGCUGACAUGGCAGGAGCUGCAGUCAUCGUCGGUACGAUGAAAGCUCUCGCACUUCUUGGCCUCCCGAUUAACGUCACAGGUUUAAUACCGUUAAUGGAAAAUAUGCCUGGUGGCAUGGCCAUGAAGCCAGGAGAUGUCGUUGCCGGCUUGGGCAAAAAGACAAUGAGAAUCGAAAACCCCUCACACGAUGGCAGAAUCAUUUUAAGCGAUGCUCUUGCCUUCUCAACAAUUUAUAAGCCUUGCCUCGUCAUCAGCAUUGCCACCUCUACCCAAGGGAUAAGGGAGGCAUUAGGAUCUUCAGCGAGUGGCUCCUUUACCACAUCAGAAGUAGUAUGGAAAGAAAUGAGAAAAGCUGGAGCUGUUACUGGUGACAGAGUUUGGAGAAUGCCGGCAUGGAAAGUUUUCACUGACAAAGUCACAAAUUUUGAAUCUGUCGAUGUAGAUAAUGUUGGUAAAUUUUAUGGAAGUCCAAGUAAAAAUGCUGCUUUCCUUUUGGAAUUUGCACCACCUGUUGAUUACAUGCACAUGGACAUCUUUGGAACUGGGAUGAGAAGUUAUGGAAUACCAGCUUACUUGAAAGAGGGACACAUGACUGGCAGGCCGACAAGGACAGUAGUGCAGUUCCUGAACCAAAUGGCAUGUCCUAUGGACAAGGUUACUGAAUGUUAAGACUAACACGAAGACAUUGUUUCAUAUUUGUAUUAAUGAGUCACAAAAAUUUAAAUAAAUAAUGUUGUUAAAACCAGCUUAAA
Cimex lectularius (bed bug) is the source of this 1820-nucleotide messenger RNA. Its product is annotated as cytosol aminopeptidase-like. The coding region runs from base 169 to 1737 and encodes 522 amino acids. Gene Ontology annotation, biological process: proteolysis. Gene Ontology annotation, molecular function: manganese ion binding; metalloaminopeptidase activity. The transcript has 11 exons. The record is from RefSeq and is a predicted model, not a curated record. Gene Ontology annotation, cellular component: cytoplasm. NCBI's taxonomy places the organism in Eukaryota, Metazoa, Arthropoda, Insecta, Hemiptera, Cimicidae.